AUGGCAGGUACUAAGAUAUACACUAAAGAAUUAAUUCUUACAGCAGUGGCUACUGGUUCAGGUGUAGUUUCAUUUGGUUGGAAUACCGGUUGUCUUAAUAAUGUACAAGAACCAAUUAAAUCAUGGAUUAUUGAGUCAUAUUAUCAUCGAACAGGAUAUACACUUUCAAAAUAUGCACUUACUCUUAUAUGGAGUACUACUGUAGCAAUAUUUGCUAUUGGUGGUGCAAUAGGUGCUUUUACAGCAAGUUUCGUAAGUCGUCGAUAUGGCCGACGAGGUGGUCUUCUUAGAGCAAAUUUACUUGGAAUAAUAGCAGCAACAUUUAUGUCUGUAUCAAAAUUUAUUCAUUCGCCUGAAUUACUUAUUAUUGGUCGUUUAAUAAUUGGAAUUGAAUGUGGUUUAUAUACUGGUCUAUGUACGAUGUAUUUAAGUGAAGUAAGUCCUAGACGUAUUCGAGGUAUGAUUGGAUCAUUAACGGGUUUUUCGGCCUAUUCGGGUCUUAUGUCAGCUGAAAUAUUUUCAACACCUGCUCUACUUGGAACUGAUUCACGAUGGCCUCUAAUUAUGGUCUUGGCAGCUGUUCCAAGUGUGACUCAAUUUCUGCUUCUUCAAUUUUGUUAUGAAAGUCCACGAUUUUUAUUAAUGAAUCGUGGUGAUGAACAAGGUGCUCGACAAGCAUUAAGUGCAUUACGACAACGAUAUGAUAUUGAAGAUGAAGUAAAUGAAAUGAAACAAGAAGCUGACCAUUUAAAAGGUGAAUCUCAUAUAUCAAUAAAAGAAUUAUUUACUCGACAAGUAUUUCGAUUACCUAUUGCUGUAGCUAUUGUUGUUCAUUUUUCUAUGCGUUUUUGUGGUAUAAAUGCUAUCAUGUACUAUUCAACUGCUUUAUUUAAACAUGCAAAUCUUGGUAGUAUUGGUCCAUAUGCGACAAUUGGUGUCGGUGUCACACUAGUACUUAUUACUUUAGUGUCUGGUACACUGAUGGAUCGAGCUGGUCGACGAACACUUCAUCUUUUUGGUCUUUUUGGUACAUGGUUAUGUAGUCUUUUACUUACAAUUACUUUUAGUUUAACGCAUCAUAUACCGUGGUUGAAAUUUCUUUCAAUUGCAUUUGUUUAUAUAUUUGUUGUAUUCUUUGCUAUUGGACCUGGUUCUGUGCCAUGGGUUAUUCUUCCAGAAAUCUUUGCACAAGGUGCUCGUCCAGCAGCUACAAGUGUUGCCGUCGUAACUAAUUGGAUGUCAAAUUUUAUUGUUGGACUUCUAUUUCCGCUAUUAGCAGAACAUGAUAAAAUAUCUGAUUAUUCGUUUAUUCCAUUUGCCGUAUUGACGACAUUCGCUUUCUUAUUUCUAUGGAAAUAUAUGCCAGAAACGAAAAAACGUACUUUUGAAGAAAUUACAAUAGCUUUUCGUAGAUCUAAAUAA
Rotaria sp. Silwood1 is the source of this 1422-nucleotide messenger RNA. The record is from the annotation of a GenBank genome assembly. Lineage: Eukaryota; Metazoa; Rotifera; Eurotatoria; Philodinida; Philodinidae.